This is a messenger RNA of Orussus abietinus, 1853 nucleotides long. RefSeq lists its product as uncharacterized. The record is from RefSeq and is a predicted model, not a curated record. The transcript has 7 exons. The coding region runs from base 488 to 1729 and encodes 413 amino acids. Gene Ontology annotation, biological process: actin cytoskeleton organization. Gene Ontology annotation, cellular component: cytoplasm. NCBI's taxonomy places the organism in Eukaryota, Metazoa, Arthropoda, Insecta, Hymenoptera, Orussidae.
GAAGACAAGGCAAUCAAGGGAAUCAACAUGGCGAUCAGUCGUGUUUUGUUUCAUCGUUGUUAGUCCAAGAUUUUGUGUUUCUAAAUGCUUUAAAAAUUCUUCAACCUCGAGCAAGACCGUCGAAAGGAAUAGUUUGUAAAAAGAUGUGGAGUGUUUACGUGCGCUCUUUAAAUUAAAAAUAAUUAACGCCUGCCUCUUACUCGUAAUAUCACGCCCGUCUGAAAUGUAUCGACUUCUUCACCCAAGACAAUCAUCUCACCGUGGAGAAGUUUUAAUUUCCGCAAGAAUAAUUUCCACCGAUAUAUCACAGGAUUGCCUCAUUUUACAGACUUCAUUGAGUUAUAUCUUUAACCAGACCCGUACUCACAGACGAUUACUUCCAUAAACCGUGUCUGUUUCAAGAGGAAAAAGAAUUCACUCGACGUGAACUCCUGGAUCUGUCGGCUCGCUCGUGCAUAGCAACGCAGUUGCAUAUUACGACUGAUAAAUGCCCGGAGUUUGCCCGCGUUGCCUUCGCGAGGUUUACUUCGCCGAGGAGAAAUUGGCCCUUGGAAAAGUCUGGCACACCUUCUGCUUCUCGUGCCGUAACUGUCGAAAGCUGCUAGAUAGUUGUACGGUGACGACACACUGCGGGGAGCUGUUCUGCAGGAAUUGUUGUACAAGGCUGUUCUCCUCCACGGUGCAACCUCCAUCACCUCCUCCUAGCCGAAUCGUCCCGCCAGCGGAGCCGAGAAUCCCGACACCAGCUGCUCCGGUCGUCCCGGCAUCGGCUUGUGAAUCAUUAACGGACUGCUGUUGUUGCUGCUGCUGCGAGGAGAGCGCCUUGGGCGAACCGCACUGCGACCCCAGAGGAUCGAAUAAUAAGCGGAGGCUCCACGGUGGUGGUGGCGAGGACGAGGAGCCCGAUUAUCGGCUCGAGGUCGACGGCAGACGUUGCUCCGAAAGCGACUACUCGAACCUGGGGGUCGUCAGCUCGGUCACGACCCUCAAUCCCCCGCCCAGCCCUACGGCUGUAACUGCUUGGUACAAUCGACAGCACUCUGCUUCUCAAAGCACCUUUGCGAGUCAGCCGUGUGCAGGAAAACGACCUGCUCGGCCAUCUUCAGCUUCCGGUGUCCGAAACAAUUGUGUUUGCACGAACGAAACCAGUGUACAUCAUUGCAACAUCAACGGAGUUAAAGUUGCAGCCCCUCACAGACUUGGAAGUCCUUGCCGCUCAGCGCUUCAGCAACAGCAACAGCAACACCAAUAUCGACAACAUAACCACCAGUCCCAUAAUUCGCAACAGCAACAACUGCCUCAGGAGAGUAAAAAUUUCAACAACAAUCCACCAACAACCUUCGUCCAUCCUCGACCAUCUUUGAGGUCCAGGAGUCCCGGAGGACGAACCGCGGGUGGCGGCGGAUGCUGCGAUCCCCGGCAAGACGACGGCGGAGGUGGAGGCCGUUGCUGUGCCCCGAAACUUCCACCUGGGUGCGAGUGCCUCGGAGGAGGCUUGGACUGUCAGCGUUGCGGUCGGAAAGUUUACCAGGCAGAGAUGCAGAUCGUGUCCGGGGUACCGUACCACAACAUUUGUUUCAGUUGCUUCUGUUGCCGCAAACCUCUAGAGCCGUUGACCUACCAAGAGAACUGCGGCGAGAUUUAUUGCAAACAGUGCUACGUCCGGAACUUUGGACCUCAGGGAUACGGUUACGGUGCGGGAGCAGGCGUGCUGCAAACUCCCAUGUAACCUGAGAACCGAUUGCUCCAUCUAUAUUACUUGCGAAUUCGACUCGACUGGUCUCCCACUUUCGGCGACUUCGAUCAACUUUUCAUUUUGACUCGAUUUUCUUUCUAUUACGACUUCUACCCCA